This is a messenger RNA of Diaporthe citri, 3117 nucleotides long. RefSeq lists its product as uncharacterized. The record is from RefSeq and is a predicted model, not a curated record. NCBI's taxonomy places the organism in Eukaryota, Fungi, Ascomycota, Sordariomycetes, Diaporthales, Diaporthaceae. The transcript has 4 exons. Gene Ontology annotation, molecular function: ATP binding; ATP hydrolysis activity. Bases 1 to 3117 code for a protein of 1038 amino acids.
AUGGACCCGAUUUCGCAGCAGUCCGACACCCUCAUCAGGGAAGGCGAGCCCUCCAACCCGCGCCCCGACAACGACGUCAAGCCCAACUCAGCCGACGCCGUCACCAGUCCUGACGCCCCUCCAAAGCCCAAGGACGCCUCCAAACCCCAAGAAACCAAGGGAAAGAAUGCUAAGAAGAAGUCUAAAGGCAGCAAAGCGAAGAAGGACAAGAAGAAGAAAAAGAAGAAGCUGGCCGCGAUCAACGACUCCUCUGACUUUUCCUCCACCUCCUCCGACAACGACUCUACGGAGCCGGACUCGGAUAGCGACACCGCAGAUGAUGAGGUUGUCGUACGCCGCAAGCGCACAAACAAGAAGCGAGAGGAAGCCCCAAGGUUGAAGACAGUUUCGGCUACCAAGAAGCACAAGGGCUCCGUCAAGAGCAAGCUGAAGCUUCCUGCUGCUUCCGGCUCAGAUUCGGACUCGGACUCGGACUCUUCUCAGACCAGCUGGGACUCCUCCAGCGACGACGCGGAGGAUGCCGAGCCCCGCUUAGAUCGUCAGAAGAAGACCAAGGAUCAUCAACCCUUGAAGCAGGAUGUCGGACUCCAGGUGGCUAGGGAACUCCAGCGGAUCUUACAGCUUGCUCAAGCACGUGCUCCUCCUACUGCGGGUCUUUCUUCUCAUGGUGGUUUAGGGUCUGCCCUCGACUCUGGACUCACUCCCGGCCUGCUGCAAAAUUCGGGGAACAAUUUCCCUCGAUCAGCUGCGAUAGGAGGUUUGCCGGCCACAUAUCCCUCCAUGACCGGCGGGCGAGCUCGUCCCGCCUACGAUGAACGUUUGGCGCUUCUCGAUGGUUUAGGCGACCCACUGGGACGAGAUACUGGUCUUCUCAACCGCCGAGGCCGCCACGGCGGCCUGGGCCCUGACAAGAAACUGCCUGGUGGUGCAGCCGAUCCGCCAAAGCAGAAGUCCAAAAAGUACGACUUCAAGAGAGUCGACCAAGUGUGGGACAAUUCGAUUCACAACUUCAAGCUCCAGGACACAGCAGAGUCUGCCGCCGAUAAGAAAUACGACGGCUUCUGCUUCCACGUUCGCCGCACUUUUGACUGGGAAGGCAAGUACAAGGCCACAGUUGUGGAUGUCAAGAGCAAGGCUCUACGUGAAUGCCUCCAGGAUGUCAUAGGCAACAUCAAGGGUGUCAGUCUUGUGGACGAGACGCCCAAGAUUGACCCGAACGUGUUGUUCCUCUACCUUGAGGACCUGAGGAAGCAUGCAAAGCACCUCAAGAGGCAAGGGAAGAGCCCUUCGGCAACCGACAAGCAGGAACGGAAGAAGGAGGUCAAGUGGCUGGAGGAGAAGAGGCUCCAUCUCAAAGUUCUUGUAAAAUACAUUGAUAAGGACUACGAGCACAUCAAGAACAGCCUCUACCCAAUGUUGGAGCACGGGCUCAUCACGUUUGAUCUCCUUUGGGCAUUGUGGAAGCCUGGCACCCUCGCGUACACCACAACCUAUGGUUCACACGACGAGCCUAGGGUUUUCAAGGUUGACACGGCAGAGAAGCAUUACCAUAUCACUAAGGGUGAAUUUUACUACGUUGACGGCAAGUAUUUCGAGUACGAUGGCAAGCAGUUUGGGUACGGUCGCAUGAUGGAAGAGAUUGGCGACUUUCGCGGCGCCAAAAAGAUCACGAGCCUUAGUUCUUAUCCGCUCAAAUACCACAAGAACGAGGAACAGAUACGAAAGGACUUGAUCGAGCGAGGCAAGAAAUUUGCGUCUCUCAGUGGUGUCCACUACAAGUCGCAUCACGGAAUGGCGUACUACAAGAAGAAGAAAUCAAUCAUCAAGGUGAAUGUGAACGGUCGUGUGAUGAUUGAUCCAUCUAUCCACAGGCGAAUCAACCCCAACUAUCCGAUAUCUCUUGUCCGCCCUAAGGAGCAGGACGUCCUUACUGAAGAUGAAGAGUCCGAUGAGGAUGCCUGCUGUGCUGGGGGCUCUGACUCGGAGGACGAUGGGGCUCAAGACAAGGACCUCGAGGACGGAGAAGAGAGGGUCAAAUACGUCACAAAGGUCAUCAAGGACAACAAGGGACGACUGUGUGUUAUCCGCAUGACAAAAGAUGAGGCUGAGGAGAUGAACACGGAGAAGCUUUCCAAGGUUGAGAACCAGGAUGAUUCCGUCAUUGAUGGCAGCAGCGACGAAGGCAAACCACAGAGCUCCAAGAAGACCCCCGAGUGGACUGAUGAGGAGUACCUGAUUGCAAGCCCCGUCGUACUUGGCUUCUCCUUUGGAGAGAAGCUCUGGCUGGAGUUCACGGUCUCUGGGGUUCAGGAAAUUCGAUGGAAUGAGCAUGCUUAUGACUCUCUGGUCUUGGAGAAGAGAACAAAGGAGACGGUCAAGGCCCUCGUCGAAUCUCACAAGUAUCAUGCGACAGAGUCCAUCGACGAUGUGAUACAGGGCAAGGGUAAAGGCCUUGUUUCUGUCCUUCAUGGCCCACCAGGUACAGGCAAGACGCUCACUGCCGAGGGAAUAAGUGAGCUGUUGAAGUGCCCGUUAUACAUGGUCUCUGCUGGUGAGCUAGGCACCGACUCGCGCAUCCUUGAAGGCGAGCUGCAGAGAAUCCUUGACAUAUGCCACGCCUGGGGCGCAAUCCUGCUGCUGGACGAGGCGGAUGUGUUUUUGGAGAAGCGUAACAUGCACGACAUUCAUCGCAACGCCCUCGUCAGCAUCUUCCUGCGACAGCUGGAGUAUUUCCAAGGCAUCCUCUUCCUCACCACAAAUCGAGUGGAGACCUUUGAUGAUGCGUUCCAGUCGCGGAUUCACAUUGCCCUGCGGUACGAUCCACUCGACCUCAAGGCCAAGAAGACCAUCUUCAAGAUGUUUGUGGAGAAGGCCCGAGUGUCUCAGAAGAGCGACAGUGCGCCCUUCACAGAGGAAGAGUAUAACACACUUGCCCGACAUGAUCUCAACGGCCGGCAGAUCAAGAAUACAGUCAUCAGGGCGCAGGCACUCGCGGUCAAUAAGGGUGAGCCGCUGUCCAUGGUGCACGUCAGACAGAUCUUGGAUGUCCAGGUCAAUUUUGACCGUGACUUGAAGGGUGGCACGGGAUAUCAGGACGCCAUGAGGAGCUACUUCUAG